GCUUUUGCUUACAUUACCUUUAGUGGUCUCAUGAUACUGAACACUUUCCUGGUUUUCACCAACUUUUCAGACUACUUGACAAUUAUUAGCCCCACCGGGAACUAUUCGAACGAUUUGUUAGUCAACGAGUGGAGAAGUUAGAACAGGAGAACUCAAGGAAACAGCAACAAAUUCAAAUCAGGUCAUCAUGUGUACGGGCAAGUGUGCCAAAUGCACCGGAGACCUUCUCUUUCCACUCGGCCUCUUGGCCAUAGUUGGAAACAUCUUGCUGUUUUUUCCCAAUGGUGAGGUGUGGAGGACCGAGGAAAUCACAGAAAAGAUCUGGUUCUUUCCCGGGGUCAUCGGGGGAGGACUGUUGGCGUUUUUGCCUGCUUCAGUGAUGAAGGCUGCAGGGCACGAGGGGAGCUGCUGUGCAAACAGAUGUGGGAUGAUGGUGUCCAUGCUGAUGUCUGUGCUGGGUGCCGCUGGAGCGCUGUACUGCAUGAUUGUCUCUGCCGUCGGCCUGCAGGACGGCCCGCUGUGUGACACGGGAGACGGGAUCUUUAUCUACCCAUUCUUAAACUGGACUACAGAAGAGAGUUACCUGUUUAACCAAACAUCAUGGACAGAGUGCGAGAGACCGCAGAACGUGGUGCUGUGGAACGUGGUCCUGUUUUCAAUUCUGUUGAGCAUCAGUACCCUGGAGGCUGUGCUUUUACUGGCACAGGUAGUCAACGGACUGAUCGGAUGCCUCUGUGGGACGUGCAUGAACAAGAAUCAGCAGACGCAGUUGGCAUGAAAACCAAAGAACACACUCCAGUAUGUGGGAUCUUCACAGUAGUACAGAAGAACAAAAAUCUACAGAUCUACAGAAAAAAAUCAUGUGAAGUCUACUAAGGUUUUGCUAGACUCAGAUGAUUAUUAUCAUUUUCAGUUUUUUUAUGAAUGAUGCCCUUGUCUUUGAUAAAUGAAGCCUUUGACACAGGUAAUUUAUCUAUAGUAGUUUAAGUAUCAAAUAUCAUAAUAAACAAGUCUCAGGAAGAAAAAAGAGACACAUGUUACUAACCAAAUAAUGAUAUCAGUAAAGAUUAAUAACGUAGUCAGUACAUUGUAAUGAUAGAUUAAUAUUUCAACUAAUAGAUUUUUAAAUAAACACCUUUUGUCAGGAUUA
Messenger RNA from Pimephales promelas (fathead minnow), 1150 nucleotides. Its product is annotated as un-named sa42458. NCBI's taxonomy places the organism in Eukaryota, Metazoa, Chordata, Actinopteri, Cypriniformes, Leuciscidae. The record is from RefSeq and is a predicted model, not a curated record. Gene Ontology annotation, cellular component: membrane.